AAGAGGACCACGCGAGCGUGGGGGGGGGAGGAGGAGAGAGGGGAGGGCCGCCGCGCCUCCCCCUCAGAGGCCCCGCCGGGCAUGGGCUGUGGCGGCCGCCGCCUCCUCCUCCUCCUGCCGCCGGGGCUGCUGCUGCUGCCGGGCGGCCUCCUCCUCGCCUCCCUCCUUCUCCUUCUCCUCCUGCUCCUCCUCCUCCUCCCGCAGCUCCUCCUCCGCCUCCCGCCGCGCAAGAUGGCGGCCGGCGCCGGGCCUCACGGGGGAGGCGGCGGCAACGGCAACGGCGGCCUCCCUCCGCCCUCCUCGUCGGGCCCCCACGGGCCGCCGCCUCCUCCUCCUCCGCCCGCCCCCCGCCCGGCCUCCCCUCCGCCCGCCGCCGCCGCCCCUCUCUCCGGCUGCUUCAACGGCCCCGGCGGCGGCGCCUCGGCCCUGCUCCUGCGGCUGCCCGCCUCGCCGCCGCCGCCGCCUCCUCCUCCGCCUCCGGGGGGCCCGACGCAGAACCAGGGCCUGGGGGGCGGGCCCUGCCCGGCUGCGGCCUCCUCCUCGCCGCCUGCUGCUGCUGCUGCUGCUCUGCUGCCGCCCUCGCCCUCCGCCUCCCCGUCCUGCUGCUGCCCGGCGGGGCCUCUCCUGGCGCCCGGCGGCGUUGGCGGGGCCUCCCUCUCCGCCUCGGCCUCCUGCUCGCUGGGCCCCCGGGAGCCGGCCUACAACUGGCAGGCCACGAAGCCGACGGUGCAGGAGCGCUUCGCCUUCCUCUUCAACAACGAGGUGCUCAGCGACGUCCACUUCUUGGUGGGCAAAGGCCGCGCCGGCGCCUCCCGCAUCCCCGCCCACAGGUUUGUGCUGGCCGUGGGCAGCGCAGUCUUUGACGCAAUGUUCAACGGGGGCAUGGCCACAACGUCCACAGAGAUAGAACUACCUGACGUCGAGCCGGCUGCCUUCCUCGCCUUGCUGAAGUUUCUGUAUUCAGAUGAGGUUCAGAUCGGGCCGGAGACGGUGAUGACGACUCUCUACACUGCGAAAAAGUAUGCGGUCCCUGCCUUGGAGGCUCACUGUGUGGAAUUCCUGAAGAAGAACCUCAGAGCAGACAAUGCCUUCAUGCUCUUAACGCAGGCCCGGCUUUUUGACGAGCCCCAGCUGGCCAGCCUCUGCCUGGAGAACAUCGACAAGAACACGUCCGACGCCAUCAACGCAGAAGGGUUCACAGAUAUCGACCUGGACACGCUGGUUGCCGUCCUGGAGCGGGACACGCUGGGCAUCCGCGAAGUGCGCCUCUUCAACGCGGUGGUGCGGUGGUCGGAGGCCGAGUGCCAGCGGCAGCAGCUGCAGGUGGUUCCGGAGAACAAGCGGGAGGCGCUGGGCAAGGCCCUCUCGCUCAUCCGCUUCCCCUUGAUGACCAUCGAGGAGUUUGCUGCUGGGCCGGCCCAGUCAGGCAUCCUCACCGACCGCGAGGUGGUCAGCCUGUUCCUCCACUUCACGGUCAACCCCAAGCCCCGGGUGGAGUUCAUCGACCGGCCCCGCUGCUGCCUGCGUGGGAAGGAGUGCAGCAUCAACCGCUUCCAGCAGGUGGAGAGCCGCUGGGGAUACAGCGGGACCAGCGACCGGAUAAGGUUCUCUGUCAACAAAAGGAUAUUUAUAGUUGGCUUUGGCUUGUACGGCUCGAUUCAUGGCCCGACGGAUUAUCAAGUAAACAUACAGAUUAUUCACACAGACAGUAAUACCGUCCUGGGCCAGAACGACACGGGGUUCAGCUGCGAUGGAUCCUCCAACACGUUCCGAGUCAUGUUUAAGGAGCCAGUUGAGAUCCUGCCCACUGUCAGCUAUACGGCCUGUGCCACGUUGAAGGGCCCGGAUUCCCACUACGGAACCAAAGGGCUGCGUAAAGUGAUCCACGAGUCGCCGACGACGGGCGCCAAGACCUGCUUCACCUUCUGCUACGCCGCCGGCAACAACAACGGCACCUCCGUGGAGGAUGGGCAGAUCCCAGAGGUCAUCUUCUACACGUAGGGCCGCUGCCUCCUCUCAGAGCUGCCGCCGGCCGGGUGUGCCGCUUCCCCCCGCGCCUCGCCUCGCAUGCCCUCCCAAGCUUCAGACGGACGCCUUGCCAUGCCAGACGGGGGAGGCCUGCUCGCCAGCGGACCGAGCCGGACAGGCACUGCAGGAGGCGCACGGAGGGGCUGCCCCCUGGGUCCAGCCUUGACUGGGGUGAGCAGUGCCUUCCGUUUUUGUCCGGGCAGUCCGACGUGACGUUCGUUUCAUUGCAAUGAAUGUAGCUGCUUUGACAUCUGGCUGGCGGUGGCGAAAUUCUUUUUGCGAGAGGACAAUCCCCACCAAGGAGAUCCCUCCCCACGACUCUGCACGCCAACCCUCCCAGGUUGGUCGGAGGGCUGAGGUGUCAGGCACCUGCUGCUGCCUCCCACGAGGCCAGGAGAGGGUCUGGCGGGGACAGGCGGCCUCCUCUCGGAGGUGCUUUGGGCUCUACCUGACGCUGAGGGCAGACUCUUUUGAGGGACCUAAGCAGCAUUUCGAGACAAUCCUGGAUUCUGAAUGGAUGGUGCAAGAUCACCUUCUGGCUUUGGUCGGACUGUGGGCAGAGUUAAGGGGAGGCCGGGAGAUCUGCCUUUGGGAGCCAGCGGCCCAGCCCUCCAGAUCUGCUUUUGCUGCCUGGCUGGUUCCUGGAAUCCUCCGAAGAGGUGACGGCUUCCCCGCAAGCCGUCUUUGGUAGGAGGAGAGCCACACCCUCCUUGACCUUGAAACGGUGUGCGAGAGAGAAGCGUCCGAAGUCCCCGGACUCCACUCCUCGGUGUGUUUUCUGCUGCUGCUAAACUACUGCAACUUAACAAUGCAUUCGACCCUCCGACUGCGUCUCCUCUCUCGCUCUCCAUGCAUCCUUUUAAGAAGCUGGCGCUGAGCCCCCAUUUGCAAAUGGGGAGGGGAAGGUGGGUGGCUUCCAGGCUCUACCUUACACUGAAGGUUAAGGUGCCGGUUUGGAAAUGUUGUCUCCGCUGAGCUGCUCAAGCUCGAGAGAACGUCUCCUUCAGUCUGGGCGGGAGUGGUGCGUUUUCUCCGCAGCUUUUUCACUGCCGCUAGCUGUGCAGCGGCCUUUGCAGCCUCAGCUACCCAAUGCCCGUCUCCAAGGGACCUGAUUCCUGACCGUCCUUUGCCAAGCAGCGUUGCUUCCGUUCAGAAGCACCAUUCCGCCUCCCUCCCCCGUUCCUCGUCCCUUUGCAGCACGGGCUGCUGAACCUGCUGUCCGUUGCCAGCAGUAUUUUCCUGUUCCCGGAUAGAAGUUGAGGGUGUUUUCCCAAAGCCAUUUAUGGGGCAGUUUGCUCUUAAAAAAUAAAAAUAAAAAUUAAAAGAAAGAAAACAGAAUGGUGGGGCUGGACUCACUUGGGAAGCAGGAAUAACUGUGAUUUGCCCAUUUGCCCAGCUGCUUUCUCUCAGCAAAAACCCCUCCCCGUAGAUGUCUGUGCAGUUGGCCUUGUGAAUGGAUUCUUACCUGCCUUAGCAAAGAGCCUCUCUUCACAAUCGGAGUGGAGUGUAUGCAGAAGAGCAAAGAACGGUUCCCACUUUGGAUACCGGGGGAAGCUGCAGGUUUGCAGGGAAACAACUCCACACACUUGGAGCUCUUGACCAAGGUUUGUCCUUGCACGAGAAGAUGGAUCUUCCCCCCCCCCCCGCCUGUUUCUGUCUCUGCCAUUCUGUGGCUAGCCCUACGCUCCAAAUUGCUUUUCAACUGUUUUUUUUUUUAACAGCCAGGAAGCUCCCUAAAGGGGAGAGCAGUUUUCCAAAUGAUACCUCCCAAACUUCUGGAGAGAGGAGGUGCUGUAUUCUCAGAGUGGUCCAAGCGUCUCUUGCAAAGGGGUCCCCUUGCGGAAGCCUUUGCUUCAGCCCAGUGGUAACUGCUGGUUCCCCAAAGGUCCUUGGGCCAAAUGCCUGUGCUUCAACGCACCCCCCACCCCCGGGCAGCAGUCCUGCCCGCUUCGCCGUGUGCCAAUAUGGCCAGUAUCAACAGUGGGUCCACUUUUGUGCUCCCUGAGUUCCUUUCCCCCCUUGGCCACCUCGCUCCAAGGGGGAGCAGCUCCGGUGCCCUUUUGGUGGGACGGAUGUCGCUUGCUUGUGUGCUUCCCCCACAAGGAGGGAUCCUCAACCUCCUCUCACACCCUCUCCCUUCCUGAAGAUGUGCAUUUCCUCAGCUGUGUACAUAGCCCACCCCUGUAGAGAGAGACUCGCUGAAUGGGUUCCAGACCGGUCUUGCAACCAUUGGGAAGCCUCACGCUUGAAGAAUAUGACCCCCGAUGUGACUUCUGCAAGUUGGUUAUGGAGCACCCACCCACCCUCUCCGUCUCGAUUAGUGGACUGCUGUUGGCAUGUCUGAACACCAGACAGGAAGGGUCCUGCACCGUUCAUCAUCUUGUGCCCUCUCCCCUGACCGGCUGCUUGUUCCUUGCUGUUGACCAUACCCAGGCCCACCACAGAGGGUCUCUCCCCUCCCCUAGCCAGUUUCCAGAAGUCAGGGGCCAUCCUGGGUGGUGUGCUCCAUAUAAUGAAUGUAUCCAAUGCUGUUACACACUUUCUCCCCGCUUUUCGACUUGUAAAUAGGGAAUCAAUAAAGGCAACCAGAUUGUCUUUAAA
Messenger RNA from Hemicordylus capensis (graceful crag lizard), 4629 nucleotides. It is a transcript of the gene BTBD2, whose product is annotated as BTB domain containing 2. Gene Ontology annotation, biological process: neurogenesis. The record is from RefSeq and is a predicted model, not a curated record. Gene Ontology annotation, molecular function: protein binding. The transcript has 9 exons. Lineage: Eukaryota; Metazoa; Chordata; Lepidosauria; Squamata; Cordylidae. Gene Ontology annotation, cellular component: cytosol; P-body. Bases 82 to 2001 code for a protein of 639 amino acids.